AAAGCGCCCAACUCGAAGGCAUCCCUCUUCCUCCACCCCCCCCCCCCCCCUCGCUUCUCCCUCCGCCCCCUCGCCUUCCUCUCACUCCCACUCUGCUGCAGCCACCCCCUAAGCGUCACUCGAGCAGGAGCGCCGCACCGAGUCGCAUCCCAAAACUCUCCGUGCACACGCGCUGACGUCCUCCUCCUCGCCCCCCCACCCCCCUCACCCCCCAGUGCUUCCUCCGCCGGGGCAUGGCAGGUGCGGCGGCCGGCCGUGAGUGCACGCUGAGCGGCGUGUUAAGCUCCGGCUGACUGGAGGAUGCUUCCGGAGCUCCGCCACUGCAAGCUCGUGGAAGUCUUUUUUUUUUUUUUCUGGAGGGGGGGGUGUGUGUGGAUUUAAAGUGGACUCGCUUCCUGGGCAGGAUUUAAUCGAAGCUUCUCUCAUUUUUGUGUCUGGUGGGAGAUAGCAAAGAGGAUUUUUUUUUUUUUUUUUUGGACGUGCCUCUCUUGCAUCCGCAGUGCGGCUGCGAAGUGACAACUGCAGCGUGUACAGGUGCAUCAUGCCCUUCAUCCGGAAAGAGGCUUGAUCCCGAUCGGCCGGACUGUGCCCCCGUCCCUUGGUACUCGUGGUCCCCCGAGGCAGGCACAGCCAUGACGUGCCACGGCGGGACGCGGACCUGCUUUUUUCUCUGCUGCUUCCUUUCCACGCUGGCGCCGCUCGCCACAUCCAGGACGGCGUUACGAGCGCCGCCGUCUCCCGGGUUCUCUGGUUCCCAAGUGAUCACGGCGUCUCUGGAGGAGGAAGAGUACGCCUCGUUUCGUGCGGAGAACCCCGAAUGGACAUUCAACCACUUGGCGGUGGACUAUCGCAACGGCAACGUUUACUUGGGGGCGGUCAAUCGCAUCUAUAAACUAUCGCCGGGUUUGGAGGUGCAGGUGUCUCACGAGACCGGGCCGGACGAGGACAACCGCAAGUGCUACCCGCCGCGGAUCGUGCAGCCUUGCGGCGAGCCGCUGACGCUCACCAACAACGUCAACAAGAUGCUGCUGAUGGACUACCGGGAAAACCGGCUGCUGGCGUGCGGUAGCCUCUACCAGGGCAUCUGUAAACUGCUGCGCCUGGAUGACCUCUUCAAGCUCGGGGAGCCCUUCCACAAAAAGGAACACUACCUCUCCGGGGUCAACGAGAGCGGAUCCGUGUUCGGCGUCAUCGUUUCCUACGGCAACGCCUCGCCGGACAUGCUGUUCGUGGCCACGGCGGUGGACGGUAAGCCGGAGUACUUCCCCACCAUCUCCAGUCGCAAGUUGGCCAGAAAUUCCGAGGAGGAUGGCAUGUUCGCUUACGUCUUCCACGACGAGUUUGUGGCCUCCAUGAUUAAGAUCCCGUCGGACACCUUCACCGUCAUACCGGACUUUGACAUUUAUUACAUUUACGGCUUCGCCAGCGGAAGCUUCGUUUACUUCCUGACGCUGCAGCCCGAAAUGGGAGGCGGGCCCAGCGCCGGCUCUUCCUCGGCGGGCCGAGAACAGGUCUACACCUCCAAGAUCGUGCGCCUGUGUAAAGCCGACACGGCCUUCAACUCGUACGUGGAGGUGCCCGUCGGCUGCGUCAGCGGCAAUGUGGAGUACCGACUUCUGGAGGCGGCUUACCUGUCCAAAGCCGGCCCCAACUUGGCGCGCUCGCUGGACGUCGCGCCGGACGACGACGUCUUGUUUGCGGUCUUCUCCAAGGGCCAGAAAAGGCGACCCCGGCAGGAGUCGCAGGAAUCGGCCCUGUGCGUCUUCUCCCUGCGCAAAAUCAACGAGCGGAUCAAAGACAGGCUGCAGUCGUGCUACAAGGGCGAGGGAACGCUCGACCUGGCCUGGCUCAAGGUCAAAGACAUCCCCUGCAGCAGUGCGCUCCUGACCAUCGACGACGACUUCUGCGGCCUGGACAUGAACGCGCCACUCGGCGUGUCGGAGAUGGUGCGCGGCAAGCCCCUCUUCUCCGACGCCAGCGACAAAAUGACCUCGGUCGUGGCCUACGUCUACAAGAACCAUUCGCUGGUCUUCGUGGGGACCAAGAGCGGACGCGUGAAAAAGAUCCGAGUGGACGGUUCGUCGCGGGCCCUCCAGUACGAGACGGUGCAGGCGGUGGAAAGCGGACCCAUCCUCCGAGACAUGGCCUUCUCCUCUGAUCACCACUACCUCUACGUCAUGUCCGAGAGCCAGCUUUCCAGGAUGCCCGUGGAAGCCUGCGGUCAGUACGCCACCUGUAGCGAAUGUCUCGGAUCAGGGGACCCUCACUGCGGCUGGUGUGUCCUGCACAACACGUGCACCCGAAAGGAGAAAUGCGAGCGGUCGUCAGAGCCUCGCCGCUUUGCCUUCGACAUCAAGCAGUGCGUGCGCCUCAGCGUGCACCCCAACAACAUCUCGGUGUCUCAGUUCAGCGUGACGUUGGUCCUGGAAGCUCACAACGUGCCGGAGCUUUCCGCAGGAGUCAACUGCACCUUUGAGGACCUGGCGGAGAUGAACGGUCUGGUAGAGGGCAACCGCAUCAAGUGCUUCUCUCCGGCCGAGAAGGAAAUGCCGCGUGUCGUCGUCAACAAAGGCGACCACCAGAUCGUGCAACUCUAUCUCAAGUCCAAGGAGACCGGCUUGGCGUUCGCCAACACCAGUUUUGUAUUCUACAACUGCAGCGUGCACAAAUCGUGUUUGUCAUGCGUGAGCAGCCCGUACCAGUGCCACUGGUGCAAAUACAGACACGACUGCACGCACGACCCGCGCACAUGCUCCUUCCAGGAGGGUCGAGUCAAAAAGCCGGAGGAGUGUCCCCAGCUGCUGCCGGCCGAGCGCAUCCUAGUUCCGGUCAACGUGGUGAAGCCCAUCACCCUGCAGGCCAAGAACCUCCCCCAGCCUCAGUCGGGCCAGCGAGGCUACGAAUGCCUGCUGACCAUCCAGGGCAACGAGCACCGCGUCCCCGCACUGCGCUUCAACAGCUCCUCGGUGCAGUGUCAGAACACUUCGUACUUCUACGACGGAAUGGAGAUGAGCAGCCUUCCCGUGGAGCUGAUCGUCAUCUGGAACGGCGACUUUAGCAUCGAUAACCCCGCCCACAACAAAGUCCAUCUGUACAAGUGCGACGCCCAGCGCGGGAGCUGCGGCCUGUGCCUGAAGGCGGAUCCUCUGUUUGGUUGCGUGUGGUGCAAAGGGGAGAACCGCUGCACGCUCAAGCAGCACUGCCCCCACCCCGAGAACCAAUGGCUGGAACACAACGGCAUCAACAGCAAGUGCACCCACCCGCGCAUCACACAGAUCACCCCCCUGCGCGGUCCGAGGGAAGGCGGCACCCUGGUGACCAUUCGCGGCGAUAACCUCGGUUUGGAGUUCCGCGAGAUCCAGGGCAACGUGAAGGUGGCGGAGGUGGAGUGCACGCCCAUCCGGGACGGCUACAUCCCGGCGGAACAGAUCGUGUGCGAGAUGGGCCGCGCCGAGAAGAGUCAGUACACGGGGAAUGUCAAGGUGUGCGUCGGCGUCGGCGAGUGUCGGCCGGAAUUCACAGCCAAGUCGUCCAAAUACUACUACUUUGUGAUUCCGAGGAUCCUCAGCAUCAAACCGAGCAGAGGGCCCGUCUCCGGGGGAACCGUGGUCAGCAUCACAGGGAGCCACCUGGACGCGGGCAGCAACGUGUCCAUCAUGUUCAAGGACCAGCCGUGCACCUUUCUCAAGCGCGACGGCCUGUGGUUGACGUGCCGCACGCACGCCUCGACGAGAGGCUACGGCAACGUGCCGGUGUCGGUGAGCAUCGACAAGGCCCAGCUCCAGAAGGACUUGCGUUUCGAGUAUGUGGAGGACCCCACCAUCACCAAGAUCGAACCCGAAUGGAGUAUCUACAGCGGACACACUCCCGUGACGGUGACGGGAACCAACCUGGACAUCAUCCAAACGCCGCUCAUCAGAGCCAAGUACAACAAUCACGAGACACUCAAUUUGUGCCAGGUUCUGAGCCCGACGUCCAUGCAGUGCCAGGCCCCGGAGCUUCCCAUCAGCCUAGCCCAGCAGCAGGAGGCGCCGGAGAGGCCUGACGAGUUCGGCUUCAAACUGGACGACGUACAGGCCGUCAUGGCGCUGAACAACACCAACUUCAUCUACUACCCCAAUCCCGAAUUUGAGCCUCUCAGUGUGUCCGGAGUGCUGGAGAUUAAACCCGGAUCGCCCAUCAUACUCAAGGGACGGAACUUCUUGCCACCCACCAGCAGCGGAAACGGAAAGAUGAACUAUACCGUUCUCAUCGGAGAGAAGCCAUGCAUGUUGACGGUGUCCGACAGUCAGCUGCUCUGCGAGUCGCCCAACCUGACGGGACGCCACAAAGUUCUGGCUCGCGUGGGCGGAAUUGAGUUCUCGCCCGGCGUGGUCCACAUCACGUCGGACAGCCCGCUCAGCAGCACGGCCAUCAUCGGCAUCGCGGCGGCCGGGGCCCUGCUUCUCCUCGCCAUCGUCAUGGUGCUCAUCGCCUACAAGCGCAAGUCGCGCGAGAGCGACCUGACGCUGAAGCGGCUGCAGAUGCAGAUGGACAACCUGGAGUCGCGAGUGGCGCUGGAGUGCAAGGAGGCUUUUGCAGAGCUACAGACCGACAUCCACGAGUUGACGAGCGACUUGGACGGCGCGGGGAUUCCCUUCCUGGACUACAGGACGUACACCAUGAGAGUCCUUUUCCCAGGAAUUGAGGAACAUCCUGUACUCAGAGACCUGGAGGUGCCAGGCUACCGCCAGGAGCAAGUGGAGAAGGGCCUGAAGCUGUUUGGCCAGCUGAUCAACAACAAGGUCUACCUGCUGUGCUUCAUCCGCACGCUGGAGGCGCAGCGCGGCUUCUCCAUGCGCGACCGCGGCAACGUAGCCUCGCUCAUCAUGACGGUGCUGCAGAGCAAGCUGGAGUACGCCACCGACGUGCUCAAGCACCUGCUGUCCGACCUCAUCGACCGCAACCUGGAGAGCAAGAACCACCCCAAGCUUUUGCUCCGCAGGACCGAGUCUGUGGCGGAGAAAAUGCUGACCAACUGGUUCACCUUUCUCCUCUACAAGUUUCUCAAGGAGUGUGCCGGCGAACCGCUCUUCUCGCUCUUCUGCGCCAUCAAGCAACAGAUGGAGAAGGGCCCCAUUGACUCCAUCACAGGAGAAGCGCGCUACUCUCUCAGCGAGGACAAGCUCAUCAGACAACAAAUCGACUACAAGACGCUGGUGGUGAACUGCAUCCACCCGGAGAACGAGAAGAGCCCGGAGAUCCAGGUGAAGGUGCUCAACUGCGACACCGUCAGCCAGGUGAAGGAGAAGAUCCUGGACGCCAUUUACAAGAACGUGCCGCAUUCGCACCGCCUCAAAGCCUCCGACAUGGACCUAGAGUGGCGUCAAGGCCGAGGGCAGCGUGUGAUCCUGCAGGACGAGGACGUCACCACCAAGAUCGAAGGCGACUGGAAGAGACUCAACAUGCUGGCCCACUAUCAGGUACCCGACAACGCCGUGAUGGCCUUGGUUCCCAAGCAAGUCACGGCGUACAAUUCGGUGAACAACUCGACGGUGUCCCGAACAUCUGCCAGCAAAUAUGAGAACAUGAUCAAGUACACGGGAAGUCCAGACAGCCUGCGCUCCCGGACGCCCAUGAUCACGCCCGAUUUGGAGAGCGGCGUCAAGAUGUGGCACCUGGUCAAGAACCACGAACACGGCGACCAGAAGGAGGGCGACCGCGGCAGCAAGAUGGUCUCCGAGAUCUACUUGACCAGACUUCUGGCAACCAAGGGCACCCUGCAGAAAUUUGUGGACGACCUCUUCGAGACCAUCUUCAGCACGGCGCACCGAGGGAGCGCCCUGCCGCUCGCCAUCAAAUACAUGUUUGACUUCCUGGACGAGCAGGCCGACAAACACAACAUCCACGACCCGCACGUGCGGCACACGUGGAAGAGCAACUGCCUACCUCUGCGUUUCUGGGUGAACGUGAUCAAGAACCCUCAGUUCGUGUUCGACAUCCACAAGAGCAGCAUCACUGACGCUUGCCUGUCUGUGGUGGCCCAGACCUUUAUGGAUUCCUGCUCCACCUCAGAGCACCGCCUUGGGAAGGACUCGCCGUCCAACAAGCUGCUGUAUGCCAAGGACAUCCCCAGCUACAAAAACUGGGUGGAGAGGUACUACUCAGACAUCAGCAAGAUGCCGGCCAUCAGCGACCAGGACAUGAACGCCUACUUGGCCGAACAAUCACGCAUGCACAUGAGCGAGUUCAACAGCAUGAGCUCGCUGAGUGAGAUCUACUCCUACGUGGGCAAAUACACGGAGGAGAUUGUCUGCGCACUGGAGCAGGACGACGCGGCCCGGAAGCAGAGGCUGGCCUUCAAGCUGGAGCAGGUGGUGGCCUUCAUGACGCUGGAAAGCUGAGGACCGCACUUCCCAGGGUGCACUGGGAAGAAGAGAAGAGACAUCCAACCCCCAAACCGCCCCGCCAAAUCGCCUGCCCCGCCUCCUUUUCGCCCGCCCCUCCACCGUCCACACUCUUGUCCCGACACCGAGCCGUGCCUGAGCAAAAACUUGUUCCUCCUUUGUUUGGGGUUUAUUUUUUUUCUUCCAUUCCUGGCUUCCUCGAUUUCGAAUUGUUUUGGUCCCUCAUCCACUGCUGCAUACAGACACAGGAAAAAAAAAUGACAUUUUUACGUUGCCUUCAAGAAUUGACUGACUGCUAGAAUCUUUUCAGACUGGGAGGAGUGCGACAAAUGGACAAGCGGUUCUUUUGGAUCUUGAAAAAUGCAUUUUUUUUUUUCCCUCUCCCUUGUAGCUGGAUUUGCAUUGAAGACUGAGGUUAAGGGCUCGGGAGGGCGCUGAUGACAAUGCUGCGGAGCCCCUCCCCCAACCCCCGCGUCCUCACAACCCCGACAUUAGCACAUACAUUUACUAGCAUUAGCUUCCACGCUUCCAUCCGGCUAAAAAAAAAAAAAAAAAAGUUUCUCCUCUGUAAGAAGCACACAAAGACGGUUAAUUGCGUGUGGCGGUGUCGUCGCGCACCUACACACACCUUGACGCACACACACACACACACACCAAUCAACAAUGUCCCGGGGAUGUGCGGGGACAUACAAAGUUGGUUCGCCUAAAAACCAAAGGAGCUUGACAUUUUCAACACAAAAAGAUGUAUUUGUCAAGUGCCACAGAGGAACACGGACAACAAAGACCAAAAUACAAUGAAAAAGAGAAAAAAAAAAAUACUAAAUGGACUUUCAAAGAAAAAAAAAAAAAUUGUGACUGGAACCUGUGUGCUACUUUUUCUGACCUCAGUUUGUGGAGAUGCUCCGUGGCUCCUGGCUUUUCCACACCUUUCUUUCCUGUUUUGCACAAGCCUUCAAGGUGGACGCCGGGCCGUAGUGUAGCCGCGGAGGCGCUGGUGUCGUCUUCACGCCUUUCGGAAUUUGAAAAACAAAACGGAACGAUGGAGCGCAGCAGCGAACUGAAAACGUGUCGGAUGAGCGAGAAAGCGAGGCCACCUCUUGUAUCCUGUGAAGCUCUCUGCCCUUUCUUUUGCCUUGACAAACGUGCCCCAUGUGGUGAUGUGAAUGUGCGAAGGCCGCCCUUGGUGCACCUUUAUUGGCUUUUUUUUAAGCGCAUGUAAAACCAUUUAAGAAAAAACUUAUUUAAGGAGAAAAAAAAAAAAGAAUAAUUAAGAACUAAGCCUUGCGAUGAUGAUGUGGAUGUGUUUGUUUAAACUUUGUUUUGCUUUGAAAGGGAAAAAGCAGAUGGCGGUAUUGAAGUUUAAGGUGGAACCUUUAUCCGGUUUGACUUGCCAGAAUCUGAUCAUUAGUGUCCAGUGGUGCCUUGAGAUACAACUUGAGUUUCUUCUGAGAUGAUGUUCCAGUCUCAAAGCAUCGUUCCUCAUUGAAAUGAAUGGAAAUGCUCUUAAUUCAUUCCAGCCUUCCUGCUGAAAAAUUCAAAUGUUUUUUUUUUAAAUGAAGGAAAUAGUACGCUAAGGGAUGGUGCUCUAUAAAAAUAAGUCUUGACAGAAUUAGAACCUAAAGAAUGAAACUCAUUUUUUUUUCAAUUCAAUGGCUCCUCAUUCAGCCGCUCUGUGCAGAAGAUAAAGAAUAAAUGCCUGUCAGUAUUGUUA
Hippocampus zosterae (dwarf seahorse) is the source of this 8097-nucleotide messenger RNA. It is a transcript of the gene plxna4, whose product is annotated as plexin A4. Gene Ontology annotation, biological process: negative regulation of cell adhesion; semaphorin-plexin signaling pathway involved in axon guidance; regulation of cell migration. The transcript has 32 exons. Gene Ontology annotation, molecular function: semaphorin receptor activity; protein binding. The record is from RefSeq and is a predicted model, not a curated record. NCBI's taxonomy places the organism in Eukaryota, Metazoa, Chordata, Actinopteri, Syngnathiformes, Syngnathidae. The coding region runs from base 633 to 6383 and encodes 1916 amino acids. Gene Ontology annotation, cellular component: semaphorin receptor complex.